Ictidomys tridecemlineatus (thirteen-lined ground squirrel) is the source of this 6054-nucleotide messenger RNA. It is a transcript of the gene Phf24, whose product is annotated as PHD finger protein 24. The record is from RefSeq and is a predicted model, not a curated record. Gene Ontology annotation, molecular function: transcription corepressor activity. Gene Ontology annotation, cellular component: cytoplasm; nucleus. Lineage: Eukaryota; Metazoa; Chordata; Mammalia; Rodentia; Sciuridae.
AUAGUCUUGAGCUGAGGCCAGGAAGACAGUUUUAUGCAAUCUUUAGCCCAUCUGCUCCUUGGAAACCCCAGAAAAAACUGUGCAGUUUAGGUGACUCUGUCUUCCUGCAUAAGCAGAGGUAAAUGGAAGGAAAUGGGGAGAUAAUAUUUCAACCCCUUCAGGGUCUACAGAUAUGAAAUCUAAAAAUAGUGUAUAGCCUACUACCAGAUGCCAGAAUGACUGAGUAGAACAGGCACCAAGAGCACUGUAGGAGGCACUGGAUUCCUAAAGGAACAGCCAGUCAGUGGAGAACAACUGGACCAUCUGGGGCUUGGAUUUUCUCAAAAGAUCAGCAAAGGAACCAUGGGGGUGUUGAUGUCCAAGCGACAGACAGUAGAACAGGUACAGAAAGUGAGCCUGGCUGUGUCUGCCUUCAAGGAUGGGCUGCGGGACAGGCCUUCCCUCCGACGCACAGGUGAGCUACCAGGGUCUCGUCGUGGCACUGUAGAGGGCUCUGUACAGGAGGUGCUGGAAGAUAAAGAAGCAGAGGCAGACACCCCAGUGGUCCAGGAAGAGAGCAAUGUCAACCGUGCAGCCUGGGAACGGCUACGAGAUGGACGUGGAGUGGAGCCUGAGGAGUUUGACAGGACCAGUCGAUUCACACCCCCUGCCUUCAUCCGCCCCACUCGGAAGCUGGAUGAUGACAAGCCUCCAGAUAUCUGCUUGGAACCCAGAGAGCCUAUUGUCAACGAUGAGAUGUGUGAUAUUUGUGAGGUCUGGACAGCUGAGAGCCUCUUCCCGUGCCGGGUCUGCACCAGGGUUUUCCAUGAUGGCUGCCUGCGCCGUAUGGGCUACAUCCAAGGAGACAGUGCAGCAGAAGUGACUGAGAUGGCCCACACAGAAACAGGCUGGAGCUGCCACUACUGUGACAAUCUCAACUUGCUGCUUACUGAGGAAGAAAUGUACAGCCUAACAGAGACCUUUCAGCAGUGUAAAGUCAUCCCUGAUUGCUCCCUGACGCUGGAGGACUUUCUUCGCUACCGCCACCAAGCAGCGAAGCGGGGGGACAGUGACAGGGCACUGAGUGACGAGCAAGAGCAGCAGGCAGCCCGCCAGUUUGCAGCCAUGGACCCUGAACAUCGUGGCCACAUAGAGUGGUCUGACUUCUUGUCCCAUGAAUCCUUACUACUUCUGCAGCAAUUGCGUCCCCAGAAUUCACUGUUGAGGCUUCUGACAGUCAAGGAGCGGGAACGAGCCCGAGCCACUUUCCUGGCACGGGGCAGCGGGAACACCAUCAGUGAGGCAGAGUGCCGCUGGGCCCAGCACUCUUGGUUCUGCAAACGCCUCAUAGAGGUUCCUUCUUGUGGUGUGAGCAGUAUCAGCCACGUGGGUCCCCUAGCAGACAGCAGCCCCGCCAGCAGCAGUGGCAAAAGUCAGGAUAAGCCCCUACUACCUGCAGAGCACGAGUCCAGAUCUGUGGACUGGCCCACCUUCCUGCGAGAGAAUGCUGUCUACAUCUUGGCUGCUCGCCCUAAUAGUGCAGCCAUUCACCUGAAACCCCCAGGAUAGCAUGGCACAGAGAAGUUUCGGUUCAGGAGCACUGGCAUCUUCUCCCUUCUUCCCUUUUCCUCUUCCUUCCACCAAAUUCUGGCUCUGAGACUCAUGGGGAUUGGCACUGCCAGCAUCUUAAUUUUUCAUUAAGCUUUAUGGCAUUGAAAUCACCAUUCCCCUCACAACAGAGGCAGUUAGUACAUUGCCACAGGGAAAAUCCUUGAGAAUUGUGGCAGCAUCCACUCCUGGACCGUCCCCUGUCCUCACAUCAUAGACUGAACUUGUCACCAUAUUCAUACAAGUGUGCACAUGCACAUAUAGUCACACACAUGGAUAUCAGUCAAGCUGGUUCUUUUUAUUUGAAAAAGGAUCAGAGUCCUUUUGUGAAACCCCUGGUGUGGAUGAAAGGUGUCUACUCAUCUCUUCUAUUGUCCAGUUCUGAUUUCCAAUAGGCAAAACUCUGGCCAAGUGAUUAUUAACAAGGGAGCAUAUCAGAUUCACAUUCCCUCCUGAGGAUACUGAGAGGCCCUCUCUGCCCACAUUGAAAACCCCUUCUGUGGUGAGCCGAUGUUACUAGUAGGUAUCUGUUAUGUCCCUGAGUAUGGUGAAGAUGGAAAAAAUGGUUCAAAACUACCACUUCAGUUUAACCCAUUAUUUAUUUAGAUUCUAAUUCUUUGAGACAGAUAAGGUAACUGCUUGUGAGAUCCUGGCUGUAAAAGAGGGAGACAGCCUCUCCCGGAGACCCAGAAUUCUAGGAAUCUCACAGCCAGGUCAUCCAAAUCCAAAAAAGUCUUUAUCAGAAUGGUAAAAACCCAAUGUGAGCCUUCCUGGCCCCCAUUUUUCAGAUUGUUAGCACAUGGCCUAAAACCCAAGGAACCUGAAUGGAACAAAUAUGCUGGCAGGAAUCACAACCCUCUGUGUUAAAUGCCUCACCCAAGUCAGCUACCACAAAGACCAAUGAAGACAAGGUCUUCAGGGAAGAGGAAAGGAGAGGGCUCAUUCUUUUCCAUUGUUCCAGCUCAACCAUAGCCCUAGAAAAGUGUGCCUUUGUGUGGAGAACAGAGCCAGCUUCUUUCCCAGCCGAAGAGAGAGCAAUGCUACAGUAGUCCUGAGCAGGGUCUUCUUUCAGCCAUCCUGACAAUGAGGUUAGGGGAAAACUAGGGCCUAUGAAGAUUUGCAUCUCAGCUCUCUCAAGCAGAGAAAGUCCCAGUAGAACUUCAUAGAAGGAAGAAGUUUCUCCUUUUCCCCAUCACUGAGAUGUGGCCUCAGUUGCUGCUUCUCCCCACUGCUCUCUACAGUCAUUCUCUCCAUACUGGGGCCUGGGCAUGGGAGGACUCUGAGAGACAAGCAGAACCUACCAAAAGGGCACCAAGUUUGGCCUGCAAGCCUCAGCCCUUCUUCCCAAGUCUCAAGUCAGUGUGUGGUGUGGGUCAGCCUUGGCCUGGGGUCUAGGUUCUAGAUUUCUGUUGCCAACUGAAUUACUUAGAUAUAGCCAGAUCUGACCACCAAGAGUUAUUCUAGAGGGAAUUGAGUUUAGUCAUGCAGAAGCUCCAUGGCACUUGUACUAAAUUGGGUGCUUACAGAAGAAGGAAUACCACUUGGUGUUGAGAUACUCAGAAGAAAGCAGGAAGCUGCCACCAGGGGCUUGGUAAGAGCCCUGUGUAGCUUCCUUCUGUAGGAAUGGCUUGAGCUAGAAGCAGGGUGAAAAACUGCUGGGGAUGGAUUCUUUAGGACUGAAAUGAACAGGAGAAUAAUGUAUAUAUAUGGCCCUGAACAUUUUGAAACUCACAGCCCUGUAAAUACUCAUCAGCCAUACUCCCUGGACUGAUCAGUCAGAGGGGCCAUUAUUCAGUCUUAUUUUUAAAAAAGGAAAGCAAACACAUGACUCCUGGACCUAAGAACUGUAUCCAAAGCUGCCAGACUUGGUAAUUUUCACUGAGAAGAUUAAAGCACGUUAAACACAAGGGCUCUUACUUUCCUGGCAAGUCAUCCUCUAUACCAGUGGCCCUGGGCUGCUGGGUCUCACAGACAAGACAUUUUGAGUAGAGACGAGCUCUGGGCUUUGGGAGCUGGACAGUUUUUUUUUUUUUUUUCUCCUGACUCCUUAUCUGACACAGAGACUAAAAGUCCAACUUCUUGCUUCUUGAUCCUUCAGAGAUGAAGGUGAUGCUCAUUGCUCUGGAGCUGCUGCUUCUACCUCUCCAUGAGUGAGUGGUGAGAGACUGUGGGCCAGACCAGGCUGCUCUGUCUCAGGGCCUGCAUAGCAUGCCCCAGAGUUCUUGCAAAAUGGGAAAAAGCUGAUUUAAAAUCACCCCUCUCCCUGUCUGAAGUCAGCAAGCUUCUUGGUGAAGAGCCUGCUACAGAGGGCCUAGGGAACACCGCCCCCAGCAAAGAAUAGAGUUUCAAAUCCACAACAGUUCUGGGAAGCAGAAAAAUCACACAAGGGAGGCUGGUCUCUUCUGUGUAAACAUCUAGCUUUGUACCAAAGGAAGGGUCCAUUGUUCUUCAGUCCAGAGUUGCAGAAGCUCCAUCCCAAUCCCCCUGUCCAGAAUUUCCCUUUGGAGUGUCCUAAUCCCUAGAGACCCUCUGUAAGGCCCAUUCCCUCUUCAAGAUUUCCAUCACUGUGAUUGUCUGAAAUUCUGCCAAGUAUAAAAAAUAGUGUCUGGCUCUAAUUAGGGAAUGAGAGAAUGUUUCAGCCUUUUCUUCUUGUCUGCUGAAAAUUGAGACCAGUGCUUUCCCCAAGCACCACCCACCCAGACACCAGCCAUGGGAGGCAUGAGUUACACAUAUGCUCCCCUGAAGACCACUUAACCUAAGCCUGUUUUUCACACAGCUGUCCUCUACCCUUUUAUUCAAAUAAAAGGGCAUCUGGAUGAUACUGAGGGUCACUGAGGAAGUGACUGUCCAGGUCUGCUGUUUUGCCUUCCCCAGUGGAACAUUUGAGCAGUGGCCCCUAUGGUAUCCCAGGGAUGGAGCAGUUUCCUCACUCCUAGAUAUUGAUCCAACUCUCAAGUGCUCUUUCUUUGAGGACAACUGCAGCAGAAGCCACGAAUGCAUUGCCUCUUUCUACCCUCAGCCCAAGCAAUGGGCUAGCAGAACAGACACCCACCUUUCUGGCCCUGGUGCUCCCUAUGGGAUGUCACCCCAGCUUUGCUUAAAUGGCUGAAUCUUAGGGCUCCUCAAUUCCUCUCAUCAGUAUGGAAAGCACAGAAUCAAACUGCCUGGGAAGAGGGUACCUCACUGGGAAGGGAGCUCCAGGGUUGUACCCAGGCCUCUUAGCCCAAAGCACAACUUCAACUAUUGCAGGCAUCACACCUUUGGAAAGAGUGGUGUCAGGAAACCCUAACACCAAAAGAGAGGCUCAGAAGAAUCUAUCUAGCAGGGCCCAGGUCAGGCCAUGACCACCCCAUAGCCAAGAGUAACCUCUAGGCAAGUCUGAGAACUGACAGCAGGCCACAAUAUUCCUGCAGGUAUGUCUCCUUCAAAGCAGCAGAGUAAAGGCAGAUGUACACAGUCAUGUGUUGCUUAACAGUGGGAAUCCAUUCUGAGAACUGUACCAUUAGGCCAUCUGUUCACAAUGCAAAUAUCAUAGCAUAUAUUUACACAAACCAAAAUGUCUAUGGCAUUACUAGGCAAUAUAGUCUUACAGGACCAUAUGCAGUCCAUUGUUGGUUGAAAUGUCAUUAUGCAUCACAUGGUUGUUCUUCUGAAUUUGCCGCUAAACGGCAGGACAAUCUCUGCCAGAAUUUCAGGUCAUCCUGGCAGUAUUUGUAACUGAAGUCCCUUUGUAUUCUAUUUACAGUGGAAUAAAAUUGCUACUUUCUCCUGCCAGUUAGCUUGAAUUUUCCCAGGAUAUCUCUCUCAGUCCCAGGCUGCAGCCCAGACAAUGGAGAUUUCCUGAGUGGGCCCUAUCAGUGCAUUGUGUUCCCAACAGUUCAACCCUAGGGUAGAAUGGAGCUGGGCAUUUUCCCUGAUGUUGUUUUCCUGCUGCCACUAUUUUUGCCAAUCUUGAAAAGAAAAUAAUCAGUUUAUAGAAUUUCCACUAGUCCCAAUCAGCACUAAGGAAAAACUGUUUCCCUCUGGGCUACACUCCCCAAUGAUCCACAGCAUGGAGAGGGGGCCAGGUCUCAUCUGGACCAAUGAUUAAGAAGCCCAACCACAUUUCAGUUUGUAUAGCACUGGGUGGGCCUUCCCAUAUCCAUGAUGAACAAAGGCCUUCAAGCUUAGCUCCAGCUGUUAGGGAUGUCCUUGAUCUGUCUCCCAGUCAAACAUAGGCUGUGAGAGGGAUCUCUGAGAGCCCCUGAGUAACAGUGAAGGAUCCAGUGCCCUCUGGUCCCUCAUGCCUUUCCCAUUUACUCUUCUGCAGAAGGUAACUUGACAGUAAGCUAAGGGAGACCAUCCCAAGCCCUGUCUUCCCAUCUAUAGCUGCAUGUUCCUUCCAUGGCUUAGCCUUCACAGCACUCCAAGAAGGAGCACCUAGAAGCUGGGCACAGUGGAAACUAUAAUAAAGAAAAUGUGAUGCUA